AUGGUGCAUGCAAAAUGGGGACGUCUGGUGCGCUUUAUAGCCCGGGAAGAUGGAAAGGAGCACUUCGGAGAGCCACAAGAUGCGGACCUCGACAUUGGAGACGCCUUGGCACAGUCGAUACCAGUCUCUGUACGAGAACUCUCAGCGACAUCAGCGCUGGAUCUUGACGCGCAGCCCACCUCACGUACCCUGACGAUCCAGAGCCUCCUGCCACCUCUCUCAAAGAGCGAGGUGGGAACAAUUCGCUGCGUCGGGCUCAAUUACCGCAACCACGCCAAAGAGAUGAACCUGGCGCUGCCAGACCACCCAACUCUCUUCUUCAAGCCUUCCACGUGUCUCAAUGCGCCCAACGGGCCCCUUGUCAUUCCUCACCAAGCAACGGAUGGACAAGCUGACUAUGAAGCCGAGCUAGCCGUCGUCAUCGGCAAAACGGCGCGAAACGUGGCUGCCGAUGAAGCUCUGAUGUAUGUCCUAGGGUACAUGUGUUCCAACGACGUGUCGGCGCGGAAGCACCAGUUCAACGGAGCACAAUGGGGCUUCGGAAAGGGGUUUGAUGGGUUUGCGCCCAUGGGGCCGUGUCUGGUGUCAACCCAGCGCAUACCAGACCCCAGUGUGAUCGCUUUGAAGACCGUGUUGAACGGGGAAAUCAUGCAGCAGGGUCGAGCGGAUGACAUGAUUUUCUCAGUUGCAGAGAUCAUCGCGUAUCUUUCGCAGGGGACGACGCUGGAGGCCGGCACGGUGAUCAUGACGGGGACGCCGCAUGGUAUUGGGGUCAGCAAGAAUCCUCCGGUAUAUUUGAAGCCCGAAGAUGAUGUCCGGAUCGUUAUGAGUCAUGGAUUGGGGAGUUUGGUUAAUAAGGUUGAAUACGAGGAGGCUCCGAGGAAAUUGUAG
This is a messenger RNA of Pseudomassariella vexata, 891 nucleotides long. RefSeq names its product fumarylacetoacetate hydrolase. The coding region runs from base 1 to 891 and encodes 296 amino acids. Lineage: Eukaryota; Fungi; Ascomycota; Sordariomycetes; Amphisphaeriales; Pseudomassariaceae. Gene Ontology annotation, molecular function: acetylpyruvate hydrolase activity. The transcript is spliced from 3 exons. The record is from RefSeq and is a predicted model, not a curated record.